Lindgomyces ingoldianus is the source of this 637-nucleotide messenger RNA. RefSeq lists its product as uncharacterized. Lineage: Eukaryota; Fungi; Ascomycota; Dothideomycetes; Pleosporales; Lindgomycetaceae. Bases 1 to 498 code for a protein of 165 amino acids. The record is from RefSeq and is a predicted model, not a curated record. The transcript has 5 exons.
AUGCGAAAGACCCCGAAAAUCGCGCACCUAGCACCUCCGCGUAACGCAACUUACUCGCGCUCCGUCACUUCGACUGAAAAACAACGCUGGAAGUUGGGGAAGGGGGGUACCAAAAGACAGGGAUAUGGAACGGAAACAAACCUACCUUCCAAGAAAGUACCAUCCUACGUCCUCAACGCCCGCGACAACACUGGAGCACCCCCCUUUGUCACUACAAAGAAAAGAGAGGAAGAGCAGAAACACCAAGAUCCACUAUCGCGCUCGCUCUGUCCCAUCUUUCUAUACUACCCCAAGCGCCCAAAUCCGGCUCUCUCCGCCCUCAAAAGCAGGUUUCCUUGCGCGCCUUAUCGGGCUCACAUGUGGGAGACUUGGGUGGCGAUUAUCAGAAGACGAGAUGCAGAAGUUCGGGUGUUGAAACGAAAGGAGGGAGAUGGAGGUGUGUGGGAAGGGGAUUUGAUUGGUCAAUGGAUGGAGGAGAUUGGCGAUGGGGGUAAUUAAUCGGGGUGAUCUGUAUUAUCUGUUGAUAGAUGAUGGCGUUGGCUUAUCUUUUUGACGGUGAGUAGCUCGUGGUGAGCACGCGAAAAUGUUGGAGCAGUUCGUUGGGAGAGGAUACGUUUACCGUCUCCUUGGUUUUACU